Molecule: messenger RNA, 9171 nt
Organism: Brassica rapa (field mustard)
Lineage: Eukaryota; Viridiplantae; Streptophyta; Magnoliopsida; Brassicales; Brassicaceae
Product: protein Brevis radix-like 2
Source: RefSeq, a predicted model, not a curated record
AUGAGUUCCAACGGGAAAUCCGCAUUAUCUGGUGAUUCCUCCUCGGAGAAACCAAAAAGCGUUCAGGCUGAGUACUAUUCCGGACCGAUCAACCCCAUCGACACACCCUUUGUCUCUUCCAGCCACUCAAUCGGCGAGCCCCACUCGAAGCAAGCCAAAGUAGUAGCGUCGGUCUCCUCCGGUCUGACAAAACUCGGCGUACCUGAUUCGAAGAAACCCAGUGCUUUGAGCCGUGAGAUGUUUGAUAAAUGGGAGGCUCAAAAAUGGUGGGGUGAGAAUUUUGAGAAGGUCAUGGAGUUAUACAAUGUGCAGCAACUUAAUCAGCAGAGUGUCCCGGUUCCAACCGCUCCUCCUAGAUCCAAAGAUGAGAGCUGCAGCAAGAACAGUCCUGAAACUCCACCUCUAAACAAAGAAUGUCCUGGAAGAAAAGGCUUACUCGCGGCUAACCAAGCAAGAACACAAACACAAAGUCGGUACCACCGUGAUUCGUCUGGUCUUGCAACGACGCCAAAGCUUUCUAGCAUAAGUGGGACCCGAACUGAGACAUCAUCGGUUGAUAUGUCUGCAAGAAGUAGUGGCUCAUCAAGGGAAGAAGAAGAAGAUGGAGAUUAUUCAAUGGAGGUAUCGGUAAGUAAUGCAAGUGACAUGGAAACAGAAUGGGUGGAACAAGACGAAGAUGGUGUUUAUAUCACAAUCAGAGCUUUACCAGAUGGGACUCGUGAGCUUAGACGUGUUCGCUUCAGGUAAAAAAACAAAAACUCAUUACCCUUUCUGUUGCUAAGAAAAGCACUUUACAGCAUAUGGUUCCUGUUGUUGUUGUUGUAGCCGAGAUAGGUUUGGAGAAAUAAAUGCAAGAUUGUGGUGGGAAGAGAACAGAGCUUGGAUUCAACAGCAGUACUUAUGAUGAUGCUCUCUGCAACAAGAAUCUGACAAAACACAAUCAAAAAACUUUUUAAUUUAUUUUUCAAAAAAUGUUUUUACUUGUAGAAGAGCUGUACAUUUUGAUGGAAUAAUACAACUUUUGGUCCAUACCUUACAUAUGAAUUGGACAAUUCACUAUGAUUUUAUUUAAACUAGAGUUGAUGCAUAUUCUAUUAUAUUUUUUAAUGACUAUACAAAAACCUAAUGAAGAAUUUCACAAUAACCGAACAAAUAUGGGAAACCGUAUUCUUCGAUUUAUGUCACCAUAUGAAGAAAUUCUUCACGUAUGAAGAAACCUUAUGAACAAAUUCUUCAUAAGGUAAAGAAAUUUUGAUUCUUUAUUCUUUUUUUUGUAACUGAGUAAUAAUUUCAUUUAUUCGUCUCUGUUUGUUUUACCCUAUUAGGUAACCUAAUUGGCUUGACUAAAGAGCAGAUAGAUGAUCCAAGUUUAUAUCACAUCACUGUUCAGAAGAAGAGUGAGACUUCAGAGGGAAAUCAGAAGAAGAAGAAAAGCAAGAUCAGGGAGGGAAAUCAGAAGAAGAAGAGUGAGACUACAUAGGGAAAUCAGAAGAAGAAGAAGAGCAAGACCAGGGAAAGAAAUUAGAAGAAGAAGAAGAGCAAGACCAGGGACAGAAAUCAGAAGAUGAAGGGAGUAGAAAUCUCUUUCUGAGGAGAAGGCAUGCUCUUCAUGAUAUUAAUAACUUGUGUGCAAUGCAACCCUUCUUUUCUUUUGUCUGGAUAUUAAAUGUGUUAUGCUGUUUUUGUGUGGAUGUUUACCAGCAACUCAAGACAGAUCAAAAUCUACAUUCCAGCAAUUUGUUCACAGCUAUUCCUAUAGUGGAUCAAAAUCCAAUCUUAUAUACACAUCGAAUAUUCUUGAGGUUUUUCAAUAGUGUUGAAGUCCAUCAGCUCUACCAACUGUACCUCUGUAAUUCCUCUUUUCUACGAUGCUUCUCUCCUGAAUAAUAAAACCAUCACCAGUCUCAAUCUAGCUAACACCUGCUUCUUUCUUUAACCACAGCUAAAUUGCAAUAUUUUAAUUUUUAAUUUUAACCACAAUGCAAAAUUUUUUUUUUACUUUGUAAUAAUUAUUUUGAUCACCAACCCAUUCUGAGAAAAUAGCAGUAUUAUACAAAUACGAGUAUGACAUUAUUCAAACUAAUUAUAUAUAAUGCAAAUACAUCAACUUAGAUGGAGAGGAACAAAAGAAAUCAAAAGAUAAAUGUCCUAAUAUCCUUAAAAGUUAUAAAUUUAAUGGGUUUCAAGCCAAAAGAAACAUUACCAAAAAAAAAUUAAAAAGACUGUUAAUUUAAAAUUUAUUUUAAGUAAACUUAAAUAAAUGUGGUAAUAAAUAUAAUCUUUCAGUAAAAAAAUAAAUAUAUUCAUAUUAAACUAAUUUUAAAUCAUUUUAAUAUGUUUAUUUAUCGGGUGAUAUAUAAUUUACAAUAAUAAAAUAACAAAAAUUUUAAUAGUGAAAUUUUAAGAUAAAGAAUAUAUAUAUAUAUAUAUAUAUAUCUUAACUAAUAAUUUAGUUAACUUUUUAUUAAUCUUACUAAUACCCUAUAUAAAAUUUGAAUAAAAACAAGAAAUUAUUUCAAAUAGUUUUAAAUUUGUAUUUACUUUUAUAAGUCUAUAACCAGUUCCAGUUUAUAUCAUAUUGUUUAUUUACAGAAUACAUAUAAAAAUUAAACUAAAUUAAUAUUAUAGAAAAAAAUCCGGGCGUAGCCCGGAAAACCCCUUAGUAUAUAUAAAGAGUGAUAAAACAUCGAGAUCUAUCAUGUAGAUUCAAAUUUAUUAUAUGUACGUAGAUUAAUUGUUGGGAUAAUUGGCAAAAUGUGACAUUUUGAAUUUUUGUUUGUCUAAAUAUGAUUAUUUGUACAUUUGGUCAUUUUGGACAUGUUUUACCCUUUUGUAAUGGCACAAAUAGUAAACUAAGUUUUAAAAAUUGGGAAAAUAUGGAAACCAUUGGAAAUAUUAGUAUGACUAUUUAUAUGUUUAAAUUUUAUUUUUAAAAAUAGUGUAAUCAUGUUUUAUUUAAUGUUCUAGCACAGAUAUAAUACUCAUUCUAACCAUCUACCUAGUCUACAAAUCGUAUAGUAAGUUUACACACAGAUUUAUCCUGGGUAGAGAAUACAAACAAAACUUUCUUCUUAUUCUACUAGAACUAGAUUACGUCAGCUAGUAUUCUAACGAGAUGUCUUUAGUCUACUUGUUCUUUUAUUACAACUUAUAACCUCGACUCUGUGAAAUACCUUUAUUUUUUUAUGUGUCAGAACUUUUUCUGCCUUUCACGUUAUCAUACGCGUAGGGAAGAAUAAACAUCAUACCCUCUCUUCAGUGCUCUGCUAUACGUACAAUACAUAUUAUAGGAAAAUCACGGAAAAUAUGGAAACUUCCAUAUUUCGAUAAAUACCUUUCCUAAAUCUAAACUAAAUUUACCUUAAGUUUCUCGUAGUAUCUUCUCGUCUCUCGUAGUAUCUUCUCUCAGAGAUCAAAAAAUCAUCAAAACUGCUUUUUCCUUCACUCGAACCCGAGUUAUUCAAGAGAAAAAUACACACGCAAGCCACUAUACCACACAUGAUUUACGCUACUUUGGUAUGUAUACCAAGUUUAUAUACUAUCAAGUAUAUUUUGAUCCUUGAAUUUUCUUAUAACAGGGUCAAAAGUGCACGUUUGGAAGUUUAAGGCAAAAUCAUAAAGACAUUUUUGUAAAUUCGGAAGAAUGAGGCAAACAUUACACAGAGAAUUCAUGGACCAAAGCUGAAAAUAGGAAUACUGACUGGUCUAGAUUGGACAACUGAAAGUUUUGGAAUUAAUUUGAGAAGCAAUAUGUACAAAAAGAAAGUUAUGGGACAAAUCCGUGAUUAGUCAAACAUUUGAGGACAUGUCUUGCAAAAUUACCCAAACUGGCCAUUGUUACUUUUCGAGAAGCUUUCCUUCGAUCCACGACUGCAAGGGCAGAUUCCAAUGUAACAGAGACAGUGGAGUGAAGCAGAGAGCACGACGAGAUUGGAGCCUUCGGAUAUGAGACGGAGGAGUGACAUCACGAGUUGAUGCCGUGGAGGAAGCUUGGUUGCAGCAAUUGGAACAGAGCAUGACCACGAAAUCGACGAGACGAAACCGACACGAAGCACAGAGCACAGUGGUGAGGAGCUAAAGAAGACGACCUCCAGUCGGAAUGAGCAAUAUCUCUUCCGUGGAUGUUUUUUUUCUUCUUUUUUUUAUUUUUUCCUUUUUAAUGAAAACUUAAAUCAAUUACAAAUUAUUAAUAUUAAUUAGGUUAAUCCCUUAUAUAUUAAAGGAGAAGCAUUGUAAUAAAUGCGUUCAUACUAAACUGGACACAUGUCACGUAUAGAAGCAUUGUAAUAAAUGCGUUCACACUAAAAUGAAUACAUGUCACGUGUAGAGAGCUUCUCAGCUGAACUCUACAUAAACAUGUUCACACUAUGUACUUUACGUUUUUUAAUAUAAAACUCACAUGCAUGGUUCUUCUUUACGUUAUUUUUACUGUUUACGAAUAGAGUUGGACAAAUUAUUCAGAAAUUUUGAUUCGAUUCGUUAUCCAUUUUGAUUCAAACCGAAAAAUCUGGAUAUCCGUUACUCUAUGAAGCAAAUCAAAUACUAAAAUGCAAUGUCCGUAAAAAAAAAAAGCAAAUCACAAAUAUCAAUAUUUAUAGGAACAUAUAUCCAAUUUGAUCAGUUAUAUACAUAUAUAUAUAUACAUAUAUUUAAAGAAUUAUAUAUAAGUUAUAGAUAAAUUUUACAGUAUUUUGUUUUUAAAUAAUUUCAUUUUAAGAAUUUUAUUUUUCAUGUAUUAUUUUGAAAAAAAAUAUCAUUUAAUAUUAAUUAACAGUAUCUUUAUAUAUUUAUCAACCAUAUUUAUAUACUUUUACAUACACAUAUAUGUACACAUUGACGUGAACACCUUAUAACUAAGUAUUUACCACAACUGAAAUAUCUAAUUUUUUUGAAAGUUAAAAUAUUAUUUUUUUUAUUGCUUCUUUCACUAUCGACCAAAUUGCAGUAAAAUGAUUUGUCUUAAUAAUUUUCUUUUCUUUUUUUUUUUAAAUAUUAUCCGUUUAGAAACUAUAAUAUUAAACCAUUGGUUCGACAUCACGACUCUCUAAGAUUCAUAACAUGAAAACAAACAAAUAAUAGUAAUUUUUGAUUGUCACAGAAAAAAAAACCAAAACAUCAAACAUUUUAACCGAACAAACCAAAUAAAUGUUGAUUUAAAAUGAUAGUUAUAUUUUAGGAGAUUAAAUACCAAAAACAACCUAAAACUAAACGGAUAUCCAGAUUAAACAAAUUAAUGUCUCCUUAUUAAAAAAUAACGAAACUAAUAAUCACAUUCUGCGCAAGGCGCGGAUUAUUACCUAGUUGAAGGGUAUAAUAGUAUUAAAGAGAAUAUAAAUUCUAAUUACCUAAAUAAUCUUCUACAAGUUUUAUUGAGACAAACCUAAGUUGAAAGUGUUUUUUUUUUUCAAUUUUCCCUUGAUUGUUUUGCUUUGUUUUAUUGGUUUUGUGUGCACUUAAAUCAAUAAUGGUUUACUCUAGAUAUUAGGAACGUGUCUAGUUAAUUGAAUAGCCAUGUGAUGUGUAUGAGCAAGUGGGUCGGUAAACAUAAUAAUUAACAAGAAAACAAUCAAGAAAAAUGAAUAGAGAUUUCAUUUAAAAUAAAUAAAGAAAUUCUGAGUUAUAUCUUUCUAUCAACUUUAUUUUUUAUUUUUUCACUUUGUUGAUCUUAUUAAACAAAAGCUAAAAGCCCAAAAGUACCGGAAAAAAAGGAGGCUAUACAAAACCCACAAACGAAGUCCAACUGGCCCAAACAAUAAAAAAACUUUAUUACAAUAAUUGUUUUUGCUACAUAUCACUAUUGCAAUAUAGCUGUUUUCUUGUAGUGCUCGUUUUUACCGUCAUUCGUGGUAUCAAAAAUCUUUUAUGAUAAUUUUCUAUAAUUAACUGUAUAAAUUUUGGCUAUUAAAACAUUAUUUUGACGUAUAUAUUGUAUAAAUUAAUGUAUAAUUAAUUACUUUAAUUAUUUAUAUAAAUAUUACUUGAUCAAUAUAUUUUUUCUUAACGUAGUUAUUAAUGAAUAAUUAAAUCUAUUUUAAGUCAUGUUAAUCUACUUAAUAAUGUGUCUAAUUCGACUCAAUAAAUUUAAGUUUUAAAAUGAAAUUAAAACACAAAACUUGUUUAGUGAUCAUAGUUGCUAAUGACUAAAUAGAUCUAUUUUAAGUUAUGUUAAUCUACUUAACAAUGUGUCUAAUUUGGCUCACUCAACACAAGUUUAGGAUUCAUAUUUAGUGUGAUUAACUUCUGCUGUACGGCAUUUUUGUUGCCAAAAGCAUGUCUGAAUGAAAUAUAAAGUCUUUGUAGUGCAUUUCUGUGGUCUGGUUCACCUAACGAUCAUCUUAAGGCAAAAGUAUCUUGGGAUGAGCUCUAUCUUCCUCAGUGGGAAGGACUUUGGGAAUUGGGAAGCUGAGGGGUGCAUCUAAAGUCUUUGCUUUACGGUUUAUCUUGAGAUUUUUCUCUUUAUCAGGGUCUCUAUGGGUCGCUUGGGCUCGGAUUGAAUUGAUGGAAAUGGGAUCAUUCUGGGAUGUAAAGGAAUCAAACAAGGACUCUUGGCUUUGGCGUAAACUACUUAAACUUAGACCUGAGGCUUUUUCAUUUAUGAUAUGAGAAAUUCGUAAUGGUGAGUCCACUUUUUUCUUGUUCGGUGACUGGUUAGGUGCAGGAAGAACUAUUGAUGCAACAUGGGAGUUGGGGCUGCGAUAUCUCGGUGGUCCUCGUCAUGCAAGCGUUUCUGAGGCCUGCGCUAAUGGAAUUUGGACCAUGAGGAGUCGUGGUAGGAGAGUUUUCUCUACUAUGUACGAAAAAAUGAGAGUGCUCAGAGACCUGAUGCGAAUUUGGGAAUGGACGUCAUUCUUUGGAGACAUAAGGAUGAUGAGUAUAAGGAUCACUUCUCUACUGUGAGAACUUGGGAACAGAUUAGAGUGAGAGGUCAGAAAGUCCCUUGGUAUCAACUUCUUUGGUAUCUUCAAGGAGUUCCACGGCAUGCUUUCAUUGUCUGGUUGGCUUUUAAAGAUAGGUUAUCCACUGGUGUACGAAUGCGAAAAUGAGGCAUCAUUCAAGGUUGUAUGUUAUGUGGAGAAAGAGAAGAGAGCAGAGAUCACUUGUUUUUUGCUUGUCAUGUCACGUUUACUAUCUGGUCUUCCUUAACAGCUAACAUCCUGAGAUCCUCUGCAUCACCGGACUGGAAUAACACGGUGACAUCACUGAAGCGGCUUCACCGAAACAAGAUGGAUAUCAUACUACUGCGACUGGCGUUUCACACUACUAUAUAUCUGGUAUGGAGAGAACACAAUUCACGUAGACAUCAAGGACCUUCGCUGACCACAGAAAUUAUGAUACGACAUAUAGAUAAAUCCAUUAGCAAUAGGAUUUCUUCUUUGAAGUACACCGGGAAUCAUUAAUUAGCAGGACUACUUCGCCGUUGGCUGGAACUCUAUACUCGUUGAUGUUCAGAGGGGUUUAUAUUUUUUACCUUUCUUUGCAAACAAUUCUAGAGGUCUAGUCUUCACUUUCUAUAUGUAAAUGCCCAUCCAUUCUUUGAUUAAUCAAUAUAAGAUUUAAUCAAAAAAAAGUUUAGGACUUAUAAUGAAAUUAAAUACAACUUGGUUCUUUAAAUUGUUCAAACGAAAAAUGGUGCUUAUAGUGACCAAAAUUUUAAAAUAUUCAAACUUUUUAUGACUAUUUUCCCUUUCUUCAAACCAAAGCGAACAUAAUGAUAUCGUUUUGUUUGAAAAUAAUUUUUAACUACUAAUUAACUCUAUUUCUAAGUUCUAUUAGUUUACUUAACGACAUGCCUACUUUGGAUAGUCAGCAAAAUUUGGGGGAUUUAAAAUGAAAGUCAAACAUAACUUGGUGUUUUAAGUUGUCUAUGCAAAAAUUGAUAAUUUAAAUGGCCAAAAAAUUUAAAGUUGGGAUUUUAUAUGACCAUUUUCCCUUUCAAGUAUAUAUUACAUUUUUAUUCAAUCCUUACUUAACCACUAUAUUAAAUAUUUAAUCUUUAGUAUAAAUCAUAUUCAAUAAAACCUAUUUAAACAGAGGUUACAAGCCUUUUCAUGCAUGAUUUUUAAUGUUGGAUCAUCAAUUAAUUAUUUGUUAAAUAUAUCUUUAUUAACUUAAUAAUAUAGGGAUAAUUUGAAAAAUAGCCUGUUUGUAGUUUGAAAUUUGGAGAAUAUACUUUUAUUUUGAAGUUUUGAAAACUAUACUCUUUGAAACGUGAUAAGACAUUUUAAUCCAAAUUUGAAUAAAAAGUAUACGGUCUCUGACAACUAAAAUACAUAUUUGAAUACUGUUAAUGUUUAUAUGAUAAUACACUUUUUGUGAUUUCAUGUACCUUCGUAAAUUCUCGCAGUAGCUAGGAAUUUUUUUUUUAUCAGAACAUCAUCAAAGUAUAGAAUUGGUGCUAGUAGCUUAUUGAAUGUAUGUGCUUAUUUACUUCAUUCUGUCAAUUUCAGAGGAAAUGUAUCCUAAGUUAUUGUGGACAUUGAGUUGUGUUCAUGUAUGGUGUGCUAAGCAUUUUAUACAUGCUUUGGGAACUUGCUUUGACGUCUCUGAGAUACAGAGAACUGGAACGCAGAAGAUCCAUCACUCAUGAAACACAUAAAAACAUAUACAUAGAUCAUUGUACUGUAUAAAGGAUAUUACUUUUGAUGUCUUCUGAAUCUAAAGAAAAACAAAAGACUAUAGAAAGUUUAUUCGGACUUUCUGUCAAUUGAUGUAGUAAUAACCGUCACCUUAACAUGAUAAAGCUACACACCUCUAGAUGUUGGCUAGACAAAGAGACGAUGUCAACAAGAUUACAUGACGAGAAUAUACAAAAUCAAAUUACAUCCAAAAACAUUGAUACAAAAUAAUACACAUAUAAGCGCUACAAAAAUGGGGAACUAGAGGAAGAAGAAGAUGAUACAAAUAAAUGGAUACACAGAAGAAAUAUUGGGAGAAAUAAGGAGAUAGAGAUGAGAUAAUGGAAAGUGUCAUUUUAGUAUUUUUAUCAAAAUAAAUGCAAAAUAUAGUAUUACGUAGAUUUAGGAGUAUUAUCUAAAAGAUAAUAAUCUGUAAAAUAAUUAUAUAUAUUCAGAUCGGACAAUUUAGUUAUUUAACAUAAAUAAAAGUGUAUUUUUCAAGAAAGAUAAAUCAAGGUGUAGUUUUCAAAAUAAAAUCUCAGAUAAAUGUAUUUUU